Molecule: messenger RNA, 870 nt
Organism: Armigeres subalbatus
Lineage: Eukaryota; Metazoa; Arthropoda; Insecta; Diptera; Culicidae
Exons: 5
Coding region: 1-870 (289 amino acids)
Molecular function (GO): zinc ion binding
Source: RefSeq, a predicted model, not a curated record
AUGGCGCUGCGGCCGGGAAUGACGCUGACGGUCCGAAAUGUGAAUGGGUUGACGCUGCGGUCCGAAAACAGCCCUGUGGCUGUGAUCGUCGUUUUGAAUUUUCACCUUUUGCAGAAUCUUUUUUUACAUACCAUACGUGUGGAUGUCGAUAUAGUUGAUCUGUUCGAUUUCGCAGAAAAGAGCCGUCGGAAUUGGAUUGAAGGCAAUCAAUUAUUCAAGAACAAUCAUGUUCUAAUCGCAGGAGCGACAAAAAUAAAAGGCAGCCAAAUACAUAUUUUCUGUAGCUGUCUUCGGGGAUCUAAUCCGUCUGAACCACCAAGGCAAGUGAACAUUGUGACAUCAACAAAUUUCAAGGAUUGGCAGAUACACUGUUCAUGCCCUGCAGGAAAUCAUCACUGCAAACACAAAUUUGCAUGUCUCUUGUACAUUCACACAACCAAAGAGCUAGAAGUGUUAUCGGCUACCGACAUACGACAGCAAUGGGGUAAAGUUGCCAAGGUACAAUCAGAAACGAUGUACUCGCCAGUACCACUUUCCGGAUUGUGCAAUCAGAGAUCUAAGCCUGCCGGGGCGAACAUAUCCGAUGACUUAUGUAAUAGCAUACUGCAACUUUUCAUAACAGAGCUGCCAGCAAGUGCCCUUGCAAAGUCAUUUAAAGGAAGAAACGUACUAGCUAGAAAUGAUCAGCAAGAUGAGGAGUUGGUUCAACACGUUGUACCGGCAGAAGGCACAGGCAAGGAUAUUAGUCAUAUACCUCUACCCUCGUGGAACUCCCAGCGGCCACCGCAAAAGUCGACUAAAGAAAAUAAUUCAGAGGAGAAGGAUCACGUGGCGCCACUGUUCCACGACGGUCCCCAAUACAUGUGGUGA